Cyclocybe aegerita is the source of this 1050-nucleotide messenger RNA. NCBI's taxonomy places the organism in Eukaryota, Fungi, Basidiomycota, Agaricomycetes, Agaricales, Hemipholiotaceae. The record is from the annotation of a GenBank genome assembly.
AUGUCGGAAAUACCCCAAGACCUCUGCGAGUUCAUCAUCGACUUCCUGCACGCCGAUAGACGUGCGCUGGCCGCGUGCAGCCUGGUAGCAAGAUCGUGGCUUUGCGCCAGCCGCUACCACCUCUUUCGUUCCAUCAAGUUCGACUCGGCGAACGCCCACCACUUCCUUCGCCUUCUCGACUCUGCGUGCGCCACAUUCCCCUACAUCACCAGAACCUUGCACCUCUGCGAUGAGGAGUACUUCUUCCCUCGGCGAGUCGAUGAACAUCUUAUCCGGGGGAUCACGUCUUUGAGCACGUUGAAAGCAUUCAAGAUGACGGCAAUCACCUGGUCGGGAUACGACCCACAUCCCCACCAUCGCCGCGAUCUCUUGAUCUCCAACACAGUGACCCAAGUGGAACUGGGCGGCGUUGAAUUCGAUGACAUUCAUGAUUUAGUGUGCCUGAUCUGCGGGUUCGGAAGUCUGCAAGAACUCCGCCUUGAAGUGCAGUUCUGGGAUGUCGACAUACCAUACAGAGGGACGCAAAGAAUAUCCAAAGCGGUACGGUCCAUUUCAAUUCGGAUGACCAGAGGGACGGAACAUCUCCUCGGCUGGCUAUCAGAGCAUACAGAGCAGGAGCUGGUGACGGCGAAGAUGGGCCUGCACCGCUUAACAGCUGAUGACCUGGUAUCUGCUGGGUCCUUGGUGCGGAAAUUGGGGGACCAGCUGCGGGAGUUGGAGCUGAGCUUCGACGAGAGCUCUGGUACUAUCUCGGCGUCUUAUCUGUAUAGCCUGCUGGAUCUCUCCAUGAACACGAGGCUGGAGAGGCUGCAGCUGCAUUUGGAUCCCAGAGAGAGCAUCUACCAGGCGUGUUCGCUGCACGGCAAGCUGGCGCUGUUCAUAUCACGGGCCUCUGCAAGUUUGAUGAGCUUGAGGCUGGACAUUACGACAGAGGACCAUGGGUUGAUAAAUUGGGGCGAGCUUGCAGCCACGCUGGACCGGAGGAGGUUUUCCAAGUUGAGAGAUGCCGCGGUGGUGUGUGGUGGAAAGGCGAAAGAUCUGUUGGAUUAG